ACAAAACAAAAAUGUUCGUUACAUAUAUUUUUUUAAUGAUUCGAACUAUUCGACGAAAAAUUCAGAUUUGACCCAUUGUGUCCCAUUCCCCGUCGCUAUGUGAGAGAUGGUUUCAUAACUAAACGAUUCAUCUGGAAUACUGGGCCAUUCAUUAUAACAUUUUUUGGAGUAGCUUUUUAGGCACGAACCAGAAGUGACAGAUCAUAAUCCCAGGUGAAACUGGCGCUUGAUCUAAGGUUGUUAUUUCCAAAUAAAAAAAACCGCAUUAACGAAGCCUUUGCAUUACGGUUAUUUUCUGCAGAGCACUCGAACAUGGUUAGAGGUUAAACUAAUCUGGCACGCUAAACACACGGCCAACAGCACAUUUUUUAUGGCCCUUGGAUAGCAAAUAUUAUUGAACAAUUAAUUGAAAAAAAAAUCAAUAAAAACAAUUAUAGUUAUAAUUUGUUUUUCGUGUUACAAUUAUGUUAGCGAGUGGUAUACCACGUCAUUACGUUACUUGUUUGUCUUAUCUUCUGAUAAACUGUAAUUGAAUAAGUGGGUAUUGUAUAGUAUUGUCAGUAGAAUGACUAAAAUCAAAAACGUGUGGAAAAUGUUCUGUGGUCGAUAAAUGUUCGUGUGCAGCCCGCAAAAUAAUAACUAUUUUUAAUGUUUGACCCAGUUAUAAUAUACUUUGAUUUCAUAUAUGCUUGGGCUAGACAUUGUGUACAACACGUCAAAGUCGUCACCUCAGUCUCAGCCAGACCGUAUCAAUACAGCGGAAUUAUCGAGUACGGUGCACUGCCGGAGCAGCACCGAGUGGUGUGGACAGUCGUAGGAGACAAAUUAACGCGAUCGGGCGACGGCGGCGUUGUUAUCACGAGUGGUAAACAUUCGACGCUAUCUGUGCUGCCAGGACGAAUGAGCGGCGAGGAAAUAAUAAUAAUAAUAAUAAUAAUAAUAAUAAUAAUAAAAGAUAAUGAAUUAAAUGCGCCGACACUUCGCUCGUUAUCGCGGUCGAGUGGCGGUGUCGCGCAAUCGACGGACAUCGCUCGACGACGCAGGACGAACGCGCGACACAUUCACGCGGAUCUCAGUGCGGAGGAUCUUACGCGAUGAACACGAGUCGGGAAUCGCUCAAGCAGUGGCUGUCGGACGUGCUGACGGCCGACGGCGUGUACGGCGCCACCGCCGACCGACCCGCCUCGUUCGACCCGGACAGGGAUCCACGGCACGCGUCCAGGCCCAAGCAGACGCAGCGGCUGUCGUCAGUGGUGGCGUCCGGGCGGCUGACCGUGCCGGCCAGUGGUUCGCGCGCCGCCACGGACACUCGGCUGACCGUCAAGCUCAAGCCGCCCGUGGAACUGCUGCGUACCGUGCUCAAGUCGGACCGACAGUUCCACAACGAGAUGCACGCGUACCAGAACGUGGUGCCGUUCCUGUUAGAACACCUGCCGGACGGGGCCCGCGGGCCCUCGCUGCCCGUGUUCGUGUACGGCCGCAACGAGUGCGGCGCCAGGUGGCCGGAGGACGUCAUCGUGCUGGAAGACCCGCGCGGCCACGGCUACGUGCCCGCGCGCAGCCCGGAACACGGCGGCGGCGUCGGCAGCGCGCACAUGGACUACGGCCACCUGGUCGUGGCCAUCGCCGCGCUCGGCCGGUUCCACGGCAUGUCGUUCACCGCCAAGCAGAAGAACCCCGUUGCGUUCCGCAAGCUGGUGGGCAACCUGCGCGAGAUCCAGUGGGACGAGGACGGCUGGCUGGUCAAGGGCAACGGGCUCAAGUCGAUGAGCAUGCGCGGCGCCCGGCCACUGAUGGAUCAGGACAAGUACCGGGACGGCAAGCUCAAAGGGUUCCUGACCAUGAUCCGGGAGGCCGACCGCAACCUCAAGCUGGCGAUGACGCCCAAGGAACCGUUCGCGGUCAUAUGCCACGGCGACUACUGCAAGCCCAACAUACUGUUCGAGUACGACGAAGCCGGACAGCCAAGGGACGCCAUGAUCACCGAGUUCACAGCCGUCAGGUACGGUUCGCCCGGGCUAGACUUGUCCUACUUCCUGUACAAGAACGCGGACAAAGACGUGCAGGACAACCGGUGGGAAGACCUGUUGGCCGUGUACUUGGAAUCGGUGGCGGCCGUGCUGCCGGCAGACGUCAAGGCGCCCACCGUGGAGCAGCUGCACCACGAGCUCAGGUUCCACGCGCUAUAUGGCUACGCGCACCUGUUGUUCGCCGUGCCGAACAUGAUCAACGACAACCCACGUGGGCUGUUGGAAAUCGACAACGACGACGACAAGACGACCGUCGAAGACCUGCUGGUCGCCCGGAUCGACGCGGCCGACGAGAAGAUCACCGAAAUCCUUUCCGGAACCGUCCGGCACAUCAUCGACCACGGUUACGCGGAGCAAUACGAGUUCUCCAGCAAUUCCCGUCUGUAGGACGAAAUUCCCAGCCGAGCGUGGAGUUUCGUCACUCAGCCUAUCCGAGUCUGUUUCGACGUUAUGUAUAUUAUUUUGUUGUUAUUAUUAAGGCUAUGCAUUUUUAGCGACGUGUAUUUUUUUUUUUUUGUCAACCAAAACGUAACUUUCUCGACCGAAAGUUCGAGUAAUAUAACGACGAAUUCAAUUUUGAAAGAUUCAUUUUGAUUCAUUUGAUUUUUAGGUCAUUGUUUUCUUUUGUUCAUUGCAUCAUUUCAUGAUGAUAUUUUGCAUACAUUUCUGUCAAUUAACUUGUUUUAUGCUCACAUAUUAUAAAUUAUUUUAUAAUUUACGUGGGCCCCACUUAUAUUAAUUAUAUAUAUGGCUGAAUAAUGAUUAUCUAUAAAAAUUAAUUUGUUUUUAGUUUUUGGCGAAACAAAGCUUUCUUAACACAAACUUUGAAACGAUGAAUUUAAUUUUUUAACCUUAAUCUCUAUUUUUUGUUUCUAUUUAUAGUAUUAUAUAAUAAGUCAUUUUCUUUCUUUUUUAUUGCACUCCAAUAUGCAGUUUUAGAGAUUUUAAUUGUAUUUAAUAAAUAUUUAUAAUGCAUUCACAGCCCUAAUUGUUAUUGUUUUAUCAGUUCGGUGCAAUAUUUUCUUGGCACGAAAUCGUUUUCUUUUGUUUUCGUUACAUUUAAUCCACAAAAUACGUUUCGCCUCCGUCUACAUAAUAUUAUCACCUUCUCAGACCGUUCGAUGUAAACUUACCGAUGCGUUAAUUAUUCAGCUUUAGCCGGAGCUUUCACAAAAUUAUCGUCACGUCCCAGUCGGUCGGUACCUACGUAUUAGACGAUGGCAACGGAGUAGUUUCUUCUAGACCGUAAAGUUCACAUCUAUAAAUUGUCCCUCGUCUCAUCCCCCGGUCAGAUAUCAUAUUAUACCUACUACGAUUGUUUUUUGUCCAGUGGCGUACAUAUAAUUCAAUAUUAUCAUAUUAUUAUAAUGUUUGACAGAGAUAGAAAAGAAUAAUAAUAAUAAUAAUAAACCAAAAAAAAAAACUUUCCCAAUUCAAUUAACCUGUAAAUUAUAAUACAACAAUAUUCGUAUUGUUAUUGUUUAUUCGGUGUCGGACGGGGAAAAAAAAUACAAACACAAAACAAUUUUUCUUCCCGAGCCCGUCCACCCGCACUGCAUUAUUGCACACCGUUCGAUAUCGCGGAAAAACCGUGCUUCCCCUGCCUGCCACCCCUCUGCCAUUCACGAACAUGGUGGUCCCGAUACCAUUUGCCCGAAUGGAUUUCCAACCAUAUCCGAUUUUAACUGCGCCCUGGCGGCCAAUAAAUCUGAAUUUAACCGUAGUCCGCGCGCAUAAAACAUUUGUCGUUGCCGCCGGCUAAACGCGCAUUAACAACCCUUCACCUCCGCCACCGAGGCCGUAAGUAAAUUGUAUACCGCGGUAGCCGCCACCACCACCACCACCACCACCCCCCGACGGCGCCACCACCACCGUCGUCCUAUAUCGCCGAUCCACGUCCCGCAGCAGGUCCUUUCCUAUAUUAUAUUAUUAUAUACACGUGUCCUUUUACCUCCGCGGUGGAGAGAAAGGAUGACGGUGGCACUAGGACAUGAGGUGUCGACCCGUUGGGUAUAAAAUAAUAUAACCCGAUAUGGUUAAGGGUUAACAGAUGUCGAUCGCUGUGCUCCGCGUGAGUGUGUGUGUGUGUGUGCGUGUGCGUGUCUUAUCGAUAACCCGGCAGGAGACUAACAACAUUAUACUAUUAUUAUUAUUAUUAUUAUUAUUAUUAUUAUUGUAAUGUUAUAACUUAUAACAUUAUACGUACGAUGGAAAGCGAAAAUAAAUUUAAACCGUAGUUUGUUUAAAGUUUUUUUUUUCAGAUGGAAAAAAAUACGAGAGAAAUGGCAAGUCGAUUUUCAUUCGCUAAUUGCCUCAUAACUCAAAACGACAGUAUUUUUCCGAUACGCAUUUUGUAGGACUG
This is a messenger RNA of Myzus persicae (green peach aphid), 4392 nucleotides long. RefSeq lists its product as uncharacterized. The record is from RefSeq and is a predicted model, not a curated record. Bases 1095 to 2417 code for a protein of 440 amino acids. The transcript has 2 exons. Lineage: Eukaryota; Metazoa; Arthropoda; Insecta; Hemiptera; Aphididae.